AUGGCUACGACCGAGAUGACCGUCGGCUACGGCAUCACAGCAGAAUCGUCGGUGGCAGCGCAAUGGUCUGACCUCCCGGAUGAUCUCCUCGGCCUGGUCCGCUCCAUGGUUCCAUCCCUACGCGACCGCGUGCGCAUCGCCGCGGUCUGCAAGCCAUGGCGCGGCGCUGCGUCGCGGCUCCCGGCACCGCCCGCCGUCCCGCUGCUGCUCCUAGCCCCGCGCACCGACGGCAAGACGAAGCACCUGUGCGGCCCCGACGAGAGCUGGGUCCUGCGCGUCCCGGACAAUGUGGUCAAGAUGUGCUUCGCCGGCUCCCACAGCGACGGCUGGAUCGCCGCGUUCCACAACUUCCGACUCUUGAUGGUGAACCUCUUCUCCGGCUCCGAGGUGGUGGCACCCACAUUGAGGCCGAACAGUUUAUACCAAAACCCCAUCACAAAGAUCAUCUUCUCUCGAGCCCCCACCUCUAAUAAGUGCAUGCUUGCUACCAUGACGAACAAUCACCACGACGUCGCGCUAUGCAAUCUUGGUCGUCGAAGUGCUGGGUGGACUACACAAGGCUGGAACAAGAAGAUUUUCACCGACAUCGCCUUCUGCGGCGGCGACCUCUACGGCCUCGUGCACCGUACUCAGGAAGUGAUCAAGUUUACAAUUGGCGUGGGCGCGCCGGUGAUCACAUCCGCCCACCUGCUACCCAUCCAAACUCGCGACGGCCCGGCAUUAUCGACUUACGAUUCGACCUUCAUCCUCGAGCUACAUGGCAAGCUGCUGAUGGCGGUAAGGACACGGUGGCUUCCCAACCGCGAGGAGGAUUUCAUUAAGGUUUUCAUGCUCGUCGACGCCGACAUGGGCGAGCCCUACAAGCACAGGUGGGAGGAGGUGUCCGACUUUGGUGACUACGCCUUGUUCCUAGGGCCCAUGAGUUCCAUGGCGGUGCACGUGCCGGCGGGUGCUGAGCGCCACGGUUUGGAGAGAAACCGCAUCUACUACUCUAACCCUACAUACUCUAGGGAAAAGAAGUUGCCUGGUGAUGAAGUGUACUCGGUGACAUCGGAUGAUGGUGUCCAUAUGUAUUGUCGGGAAGAGCCGGACUUCGGUGAUGGCGUGAAGAGAACAAGAUACUGCAUACCAGGUUGGGAUGAUUUCACUAUGUGGGUGCACCCUCCAGAACUCUCUAGCCCAAGUAUUGCUAGAACAAUCCUGCAAAAGGCACUAGAGGAUGUGGCCACCGCGCGUUUCCGCUCUUUCUUCCCGCGGCUCCUGGCAUGUUCCCGCGCUUUCUUCCUGCCUCUUUUCGGGUUGCCGACGCCUAUAAAAGGCCUCCUCCGCUCAAUGUACGCCACCACAGCCGCCGACAUCCCUUUCUCCGCCGCAAACACAUGA
Messenger RNA from Lolium perenne, 1383 nucleotides. Its product is annotated as putative F-box protein At3g25750. Gene Ontology annotation, molecular function: protein binding. The record is from RefSeq and is a predicted model, not a curated record. NCBI's taxonomy places the organism in Eukaryota, Viridiplantae, Streptophyta, Magnoliopsida, Poales, Poaceae.